Messenger RNA from Brugia pahangi, 633 nucleotides. The record is from the annotation of a GenBank genome assembly. NCBI's taxonomy places the organism in Eukaryota, Metazoa, Nematoda, Chromadorea, Rhabditida, Onchocercidae.
AUGAAGAAUUUAUAUGAAAAAUUUGCAUUUUUGGUACCAUCUGUACAAGCAGCGAUUUGUUUGCUAUUCGCAGCAAUUUGUUCUGGUUCUCCAAAUAUUGUUCAGUAUGCAGAAGACGCACUUGUAAACGUUUUACGAUGUGAUCCGCAAAUUUUGUACCCCUAUAUGAAUACGGUGCAUAAUCUUGUGACGGGUUCCAAUAGUGGUCAUGAAAAGCGCAAUCUAUCACCGAGUAGCCUAGUUGCGCCACCUACGUCUGAGUCACCUCAGUCGCCAUCUUUGACACCACCAAAUGCGCCAUCAGUAGUAGUAGCAGCAACACCAGACGUGUCAUUGUCAUCGUUAGCGUGCUCUCAGCGUACGUCUCCAGAAAGCAGUAAUCAGGGAGUUGGUGAUGAUUCCGGUUUUAUCAGCGGUUUUUCAAGUCCGGCAACUGUUUUAAGUGCCAGCAAGUUUGGAAAUCAUAACGUAGAUGGAAGAAGUAAAGGAAAUAAUUCUUCUUUACGACGACGUUUAAGGCGUUCCAUUAAUGUCGCACAUCUUAACUGUGCCCAAAGAUCAUAUGAAAAUAUGGAUAACGGUGUUAUAGCAUAUUAUCAUGCUAGUGAAGAUGAUUUUCUGAGUUCAUAUUGA